Molecule: messenger RNA, 1704 nt
Organism: Malus domestica (apple)
Lineage: Eukaryota; Viridiplantae; Streptophyta; Magnoliopsida; Rosales; Rosaceae
Source: RefSeq, a predicted model, not a curated record
CACGGCUCCACCAUUAACACGAAAAGCACCUUCAUCUUCGUCACCAGAGUAGUCAAUAUAUACAGUAAGUUUCACGUUUGGCUAUGAAAAAUCAAUGUUAGUGAAGAGAGAGCGUAUAACGGCGACGAUGAUGCAUGUAAAUGCAGUCCUGGUUGCCAUCACGGUGGCUCUGCUAGCGUGCGCUCGUCAGCGCAUUUACUCCGACGAGCGGCGUCUCGCGGUGAACAUGACCUUUGUCCGGGAUGGUUCCGCUCUCGGAGCUUUUUGCUUGGAUGGGAGUUUGCCUGCGUAUCACCUGCACAGAGGAUUCGGGGCCGGAGCAAGAAACUGGCUUUUGCAGUUCGAGGGUGGAGGGUGGUACAAUGAUGUGAAAUCAUGCUCGGACAGAGCCAACACGCGAAGAGGAUCAACACGUUAUAUGAGCAAGUGGAAGGUCUUUUCUGGAAUUCUCAGCAAUAAUGCAUCUCUUAAUCCAGGUAUACAUACACGAAAAUUUUACAACUGGAACCGAGUGAAGCUUAGAUAUUGUGAUGGAGCUUCAUUUGCUGGAGAUGCAGUUGUUAAUAACGGGACAUCGUUGCUCUAUUUCAGAGGGCAAAAGAUUUGGGAAGCAAUCAUCCUUGAUCUUCUGCCGAAAGGUCUAGGACAAGCGCGUAAGGCUCUUUUAUCAGGUUGUUCUGCUGGUGGUUUAGCAUCAUUUUUGCAUUGUAACAACUUCACCAAAUACUUACCAAGCAACGCCAGUGUAAAAUGCUUGAGUGAUGCCGGAUUCUUUCUCGACAAACGAGAUAUAAGCUUGAACCACACCAUAGAUCUUGUGACUCUACAGGGAGUAGAGAAGAAUCUGGAGGAGAACGGUACCAAGAAUUCCGUUUAUCCCGAGCUGUGUUUCUUUCCACAGUAUGCACUGAAAUUCAUCACAACACCUUUCUUCAUAUUGAACUCAGCCUAUGACGUUUACCAGUUCCAUCACAUACUGGUUCCGCCUUCAGCUGAUCCACGCGGACAUUGGAACCGUUGCAAAUUGAAUCCUGCAGAAUGCAAUCCUGACCACCUAAAUACAUUGCAAGAAUUCAGGCGUGAUAUGAUUGUCGCGAUGGGAUUGUUCUACAAAUAUUCCAGAAGAGGAGGGAUUUUCCUCAAUUCAUGCUUUGCUCAUUGCCAAAGCGAGUCUCAAGACACAUGGUUUGGUGAUGAUUCUCCAAGAGUACACAAUAAGACGAUUGCAGAAGCAGUAGGUGAUUGGUACUUCAGCAGAACAGUAACAAGGGAAAUUGAUUGCCCAUAUCCUUGUGACACUACCUGCCAUAACCUUAUACCUUCGACUCAGGCCCUUUAAGAAGAUUUACAAGCUAUUAGCUAGGUCACAAAGGUCUUCAGGGGCUUUUCCCAAAGAAGGAGACAAAGUGAUAUACAUGGCGGAAAGGGAUUUUCUCUGGUUCCCUUUUACCAAAUUCACCCAAUUAAUCAAUCUGGAUCAUUGAAAUUUGAUCAAACGACUACAAACAUGAGAUCCCUUAUAAUAACUUUAACCGUUUGAUUAAAGGGUCCGAAUUAGAUGAUUCGAUGGAAGGGAUCCGAAAAUGAUCCCUUUCCAUACAUGGCAUAGCUUGUUCGAAAACAGGAAAAAGAAAAGCAAAUAUUCUUUCAUAUCAAUUGGAUUCAAUUCACCAAUAAAUUAUAAGUUCGUUUAUUUUUUGUUUU